Messenger RNA from Penicillium chermesinum, 1182 nucleotides. Its product is annotated as arsenic resistance protein. Gene Ontology annotation, molecular function: antiporter activity; antimonite transmembrane transporter activity; arsenite transmembrane transporter activity. The coding region runs from base 1 to 1182 and encodes 393 amino acids. The transcript has 4 exons. Gene Ontology annotation, biological process: arsenite transport; antimonite transmembrane transport. The record is from RefSeq and is a predicted model, not a curated record. NCBI's taxonomy places the organism in Eukaryota, Fungi, Ascomycota, Eurotiomycetes, Eurotiales, Aspergillaceae. Gene Ontology annotation, cellular component: plasma membrane.
AUGGCUACAACAAUCUCUCAGACAGGUCUACCCGCGGAGACUAAUCCGCCAAUUACGACACUACAUGAUCAGUCAGCCAGUCCCACGACCCUGGAUGUCGAAAAGCAAAGGACGGAUGAACCUAAGGAGGCGACGGCGAAGCAAUCAGCUUUCAAAAGCCUUGGCUGGUUAGAUCGUUUUCUGGCCGUUUGGAUCUUCCUUGCCAUGGCUAUUGGAAUCAUACUGGGGAAUUUUGUGGAAAAUACGGGACCCGCCCUUCAGAAGGGGAAAUUCGUUGGGGUUUCUAUUCCGAUCGCGAUCGGUCUCCUGGUUAUGAUGUAUCCUAUCCUUUGCAAAGUGCGAUACGAAGCUUUACACCACGUCUUCCGAGAGCGAGAGAUAUGGAUUCAGAUUGCGUUUAGUAUCUUUGUUAACUGGAUUAUUGCUCCCUUCUUGAUGCUGGGACUGGCAUGGGCUUUCCUACCGGACGAACCAGAACUUCGGGAGGGCUUGAUUCUCGUUGGAUUAGCUAGGUGUAUCGCUAUGGUUCUUAUCUGGACCGGUCUCGCUGGCGGUGACAGUGAAUACUGUGCUAUCCUUGUUGCAGUUAAUUCAAUGCUGCAGAUGGUGCUCUUCGCUCCCUUAGCGAUUUUCUUCAUCAAGGUUAUUGGUCACUCGGCCAGCCAAGUUACACUGUCUUAUUCUACGGCUGCCCAAAGUGUGGCAGUUUUCCUUGGUAUCCCUCUGGGUGCCGCAAUCAUUACCCGCAUGACCCUUCGGAAGAUCGCUGGCCCACGUUGGUACGACCAAGUUUUCCUGAAAUGGGCCGGGCCGUGGUCACUCCUUGGGCUUCUCUUCACAAUCCUUGUGUUGUUCGCAUCUCAGGGUCGCCAGGUGGUACAUCAGAUUGUAUCAGUAAUCCGAGUUGCCGCUCCGCUUAUCGUUUAUUUUAUUAUUGUCUUCUUCGUCACUCUUCUCGUGACUUACAAGCUCGGGUUUGGUUACAAGUUGGCUGCCACUCAAAGUUUCACCGCUGCUAGCAACAAUUUCGAGCUUGCUAUUGCUGUCGCUGUUGCGACGUUCGGUGCUAACAGCAAUCAAGCGCUUGCCUCCACCGUGGGUCCGUUGAUUGAGGUUCCGGUACUACUCGGCCUUGUCUAUGUUGUCAAGUUCAUAGCUGGGCGAGUUGGUUGGAAGGACUAA